AUGUCUGUCGUGUACCCCAUCAACGGCGCUUUUGCAAUGUACAUCUGUCGCUUUGUUGAUCCAUCCCUCGGUUUCGCUUGCGCUUGGGAAUAUGCCAUCAGUUGGCUGACCGUCCUUCCCUACGAGAUCUCCGCCGCCGUCAACGUCAUCCACUACUGGCCAGGCUCUGAGAACAUCAAUGCCUCUGCCUUCAUUGUGCCUCUGCUGGUCGCGCUCGUUAUCAUCCAAUUUUUCGGUGUGAGAGGUUAUGGCGAGGUAAGUGGUCCAUCAUCAUCGAUCAUAAGGGUUGCAAACUGA
This is a messenger RNA of Aureobasidium musti, 297 nucleotides long. Lineage: Eukaryota; Fungi; Ascomycota; Dothideomycetes; Dothideales; Saccotheciaceae. The record is from the annotation of a GenBank genome assembly.